AUGGCCGACAAAAGGAAAAAGGACAACGACCCCGCCUUCUUCAAGGGCGAGUUCUCCUUCGUCAACAAGGACGCCAACAACAUCGAGUCCAAAGAUCACAACGCGGCCGUUAGCUGGCAUGUUAUGAAUCGUUACGAGCGAUGGAAGAAGCAAGAGCAAGCAAGGAAGCUGCGGGCUUCUGCCAACGUACCUAUAGGACCAUUGUCGACGUCAGCCCGUAAUAGCCCUUCUGAGAGCCACCGGUCUUCUCAAUCACGUUCAAGAGGAUCCCCGCCGACUUCCACUACACAACCAGCAGCUACGCCAAGCACCUUAUUUGGUCUUGAUCCAUGGACCGUGGACCCAAGCAUGCAACCCACUUUCUCUGCCUCUGAUAUGCCUUCCCUCCCAGCUACUGGCAGCUUCUUGCCGUCAGCAGUAUCCUCGCCCUCGACACAUUCCAGCUCGCAUGAUGAUCCGUUCGCAAUGCUAAGUUUCAGUCCUUCGGUGGAUAUGCCAACUACGACGGACAAUUUCGAUGUUCAACUACCCACAAAUAACCCUCUCGCCAACAGGCUGGUGAGUUUCGCAUACGAGACCUUGAUCCCUCAAUUAUGGCCAACGGAAGCUGGGAAUGUACCAGGGCACUAUGAAAUUUCUCGAAGCUGGGACGACGCGGCUGCCAUUUCCCAGGACGUCUGCUAUGCGAAUGCAUAUCUGGCACUUCUGGCAGUUGCCUUGGCGCAGAGCUCGGAUGAUUCAACUUUAUCGCAGCACGCGGGCACUUUCAAAAGUCAAGCAAUGACUGAAUUAAGGCAAAGAGUGGCAGCCAGGACUGGCACUCAAGACUUACUCACGCUCAAAGCUAUACUGAAGCUCUUUUGCGCCGAGACCAUCAUUGACAACACGGCUGUUGCACGAGUACACCUCAAAAUGCUCCGGAGCUUGGUCGUGGCCGGCGGCGGAGUCAUCCUACUAGACUCUUGGUUUAGAGAAGACUUGCUAUCUUGCGACUGUUAUUUUGCGCUGAAAUACGGUACUAGACCUGUCCUUCCCGCCGCAGAAUGGACCCCCGGCCCGCUCAGUCAGCCUUGGAAGGCCCGACUAGUGUCUGCAGGCAUCUUCGGAGAUCAUACAGCUGGGCUUGACAAUCUAAUUGAGCAUCCGAUAUUAAAGGCAGUUGCUAUGGACCUGCGCGAGCUGUUCAGGGCGCAGGAAUACAUUCUUACACAUGAGGUACCAACAGAGGACCAGCUACUCCGGUGGAGACAGUUGCGAAAGUUCGACUGCAUUUCAAGGCUGGCAGACCACUAUACGAACUUGACCAUCUAUGCGCACCUGUACGAUUUUCCGCGUACGCAGAUGAUGGUAACACUCACGAUAGCUUUGCUAGGAAACAUGGUGCUUGGAUGUCCUGAGCCGAUCCGAUUUGGAAAGAAGCUGCUUCGGGAACUACGAAACAAGGUUGACGAAGCCACGGUGGAGGUUGAAGAGAGCGACAGCCAACGACUCCGAUACUGGGCCCUGUACAUUGGCUCAUUGGCUGAGCGGGUGUACGGCAAUGGGAACGAGCAUGAAGACUGGUUCGCCAAACAGCUGAAGACAAUGGCAGCAGGGUUGCGACUGGAAAGUUGGGAAGACACGAAGAAGAUGUUACGACAGCUGCUAUUCUCCGUGCGACUCCAUCAGGAGGUCGAAGGUCGUCGUGCUCACAGGACCAACGACUUCACAACAGGCCUCUAUUCGAUCUGCGGCACCAGUUGGCGACAACCACUCCUCCCGCAAUCGCCGACUGACCGCUCCUCAGGGAAAGGAAAAGGAAGAGGCAGCUGA
This is a messenger RNA of Cyphellophora europaea CBS 101466, 1812 nucleotides long. RefSeq lists its product as uncharacterized. Lineage: Eukaryota; Fungi; Ascomycota; Eurotiomycetes; Chaetothyriales; Cyphellophoraceae. The record is from RefSeq and is a predicted model, not a curated record. The transcript has a single exon. The coding region runs from base 1 to 1812 and encodes 603 amino acids.